GGCCAGCAGUCGUGUCUAGUGUUGGGUUCAAUGACCUCUUUAUUUACCAAUUUUGAAUACUUCUUCAUUAUCAGAAUUCAAACUGCUUGACAAUUAAUUUGGAAUUUUCAAAGGGAAUCGUCGGUACGAAGGUUUGAAUGAGAGUGCAAUUUGACCAUGCGUUUCCCAUUGGAUGGAAGAUUUGCCAGAGUGUCGUUAACUAUAGAGACAGACAUUGCUUCAUGAAGAAAAUGCUGUCAUUGUAAGGUGGAGUUAGUGAAGCACGGCAUGCAAGAGAUGCGCGGAGGUCAAAGAUAGCUAUGGAAUACAUUUCAAAUCCUUCUGAAUACCAGAACCCUUUUGGUUUUCGGCUACAGCCUCCUGACAAGGAUCGAGAUGCUGUCGGCUCCAGCAGAGACUCUGUGGCAAGUUAUAAGCAACGCAUCGACUCAAUGUUUGGUGAAAAUCACUCAGUGGCGAGUGGAACACACAGUAGGAGACCUCGCAGGGACCCACGAAAAACACAAUCCGUCAUUGAUGGAGAGGAUGUUGUCAGCAAGAUGAUUGAAAACGACAAUAAAAUGCUCAUUAAAAACAUGGUGCAAGCAAGAAUAGAGAAAAUGUUUGAAGAAGUCGAAGGUUCAGGAGAUAUCAAGACACCAAGGUCGAAAGUUGAUCCCAGUACAUUUUUUGUGGAUUAUUUAGGAUCUCUUCCGUUAGCAAAUAAGGUUUCUUCCCUCGAAGGAUUACAAGAGCCCUUGAAGGAACUUUAUCUGAAUUAUAAACAAAUGGGAAAUAUCAAUCCAGUAUUUGAAGACACUCUAGAAAUUUCCAAUUGUGGAUUGAAAGUUAAAUAUUUGAAUGAAGAGCAAGAUGAAAUCAUUGAACAGCUAAAUCCUUUUCCUACAAUUGCUGUUUGGGCAGCUGUUAAGUUUGUUUGCCGGCCAAGAGGUCUUGAUGUAGGAAAAGAAUUUGGAUUGGAGUAUGCUUUUCUCCCUCUAAUCUCGGACCCAGAGAGUGUUGACAAACUGACACUGUUCAGAAAACUCACACCCAAUGAAGCAUCUUACUUUACAGGAGAUUACUACAGUGAUCAUUCACCUCUGUUUGUGGCUGUUAUGAGAAAACUAGGAGUUUCCCGUCAGCUGGAAUGUCACGGCUUUGUUUGUGAUUCAAGUGAAAAUGCUAUCGUCAUAGCGGCAAACCUAUACAAAGCCCUUGUCAUCACAAUGGCUAAAACUCAGUCUUCCGAAGAAAAUGGAAAAAAGAGAAAUUUAAAACACAAGAAUGGCUUGAGCAGUGUUUGCAGUGUUGCGGGCUCUAGCUUAGCCGAGGAUUUAAACCAGUUGUGUAUAUCAAAAGAUGAGCAAAUCCCACCUAAACUACCUCCAGCAAACCCCAGAAAAAAUUGGAGUCCAAUUUCAUCCACCACAAAUAUAUUUCAAAAUAAAAGCUUACUGGUAAAAAUUCCGCCACCAAGACCUCCACGAAAAGGUAGAUCAUCACCCAGUCAAACCUCGCGAGACACUGUGGUGCUUCGAGUAAGUCACCCUGACCCUGAUGAAAUCCUUCAACUUCCUAGUCCUGAAUCAGAAUCACCACAAUUUCCUAAAUCCAAUAGUUUUAAUUUUAGUAGUACAAACAAAAUAGAAAACACUAUGAGUUCAAUAAAGAAUGGCCCAGGUAACUCAGACUGCGAGUUUCAAAAUAGGGAUGCAACAGAAAGACUAUCUUAUAUAGAUAGGAAUUUUGUAGGAAAACAAAGUAGUUUUAGCAGAAAGGAAAAUUCUGAUAGAGGUGAUAUUUUGACCAAAGUUGCUAUUCCAAGAAGCCAUAGUUUCUUAAAUGCCAAUGGUCCGCUUAGUUCUAGAUACCAUCGACAUCCUAGCUCAGCACCACUUGUUGGAAAUGCAAUUCAAAGGAAGAAUAGCGUUGGAAGCCCCCUGGGUUUGAAUGAAUUAUUCACAGAAUUUCGACUGCAAGAAGGGCUCAACAACAUGGAAGAAAUAUUAAAUGCAAUCAUCGACCCUAAUGGAAUGUCUUUCAACGAUCUCAAGCCUAUAUAUAAAGAAUUUUUGCUGAAACUGGCAGUUACACUUACAAAGGAUGAAAUGUAUCAACGCAGCAAAUCCAUUAUGCAACGGCAAAAAAAUCGAAGGAAAAAGAUAAAUAGUAAAAGCAGUAAGCUGAAAAAGACAUUUACAACCACAGGAUUUCGAAGAGCAAUAAGAAGAUCGUUGCUAAAAUUCAGAUUUAAAAAAUCAAAGCCUAGCAAAUUCAAAUUAUCAUCAGUUUUAUUCCCUUCUUGUUCCAGAUACAAGAGUCCAAAUCCCAUACAAAAGAGUGCCACUUGUCUAAAAAGCUAUGGGUUCCCUUACAGCUCAUCAUCAAACGAGUCUUCACUUUUGCCAAGUAAACGUAGAUCAUUUCAAGUUCAGAAAUCGCAAUCUAAUGCAUUAAGUGCACAAUUAUCGAGAGAAAAGUCUUUAAGUGUUUCCCCUCCUAAGUCAACAACUCCAUUAAAAGAGCCAAAACGAAAAGGCAAUAGUUUCUCUGGGGACAGUGAUUUCUUUAGUUUGAUAGUCCCUGAGAAAAAUGGGAAACCUUCACCUCAAAGCAAGAACAGACCUCAUGGAUCCGAGAACUGUCUCCAUCAAGCAUCCAGUGGUUACUUUUCCUGUAGUGAUUGUAGUUACGACAGUGAAUCAUGUACAUGUGCAUCUGCAGAUAAAUGUUACUGUUCAAUGGGUAAGCACGGUCCCACAAUCGAGUUGAGUGAGAACGAUCAAAAAAACGACUCAUUAGUAUCAUGUGAAUGUGAUACAGACAGUUGCUUUGAAAGUGAAAAAUGUUAUUGCAAUCAGAAACGAAAACCUUCUCUUUUUGAACAAUUGAAAGAACAAGGCUUUGCAGCAUCCGAGUCCAGUUUGUCAAGAGCCAACUCUCCAAAUACCGCAUGGCAGAGAAGCGAAGCUGAAAUCAAAGACAAAUCCAAAUAUUCCAAACAGAAUAAAACGGAAUUACAACCCUCUAAGAGCUUAGAGUUUUUGAAAAUCCGUUCUCGUUGCAAUUCAACAAGCCAAUUGAACAUGGAAGAGAAGCACUGUGGUGGUUUGAAUAACAUCUACCAAUCACCGGUAGAGGUGUUUGAAAAUGGAUAUAGACAAGAUCAAGAGCGGAAAAGUUCCUUCAGCAGUAGCCCAGUAACAUCUUCUUCUGAAAGUAAACUCAACAAAUCUCUCAGCUCACAAAGAAGAAGUUACAGUUCUGACAACCUUGCUCUGGACUACAACAUGUUUUCUACAACGUCAAAAGCAGAUCAGGACUCUCCAGUAGAAGCUAGUGUUCACCAGAGGAAAGUGCUGGUUGUCUCUACAAGAGAUCCCAAAGGAAGAGUUACCUACAUGAGUGCAGCUCAGCGUUGCCAUACUCCUAUUCGUAUCUUUAAUUCAAAGACCGAUGGUACAGCUGAUGCACUUUCUGUUAAGAAGUCAGCUGAAAUUGCAGCUUUGUUCUCAAAUGUAAAAUUCAACCAUAGGAGUGGUAGCUCAAUCAGCAGUGUUAAGGAAGAAGCAAUUUACAACACCUUGGAACCUCAUGAUUAUUUUUAUUCAAAAGGAAGCUCUAGCUAUAUGAAAACCUCAAGUUUGGAGAACUCACUAGGGUAUUUUCCAUAAAGAUUUGUAUUUUUAAUGGCAUAGCACACCGAAUUCAUCAAUUUUAAAUACAUUUUACUAUUUCAAAUCACAAAUUGUUUAAGUAAGGAGAUCAUGAGAAAAUUGUUCAUUGGUACACUAAUUAUCUAAGAGUAAGAAUUCAGAUAUAGCAUAAGGAGUAUAAUUGUUACACCAUUUCCCGAUUAUUAUCUGACCUUAUACACAAAAAUAUAUUGAGGAAAGACAAAACGUAUAAAAUAAGCCUAUUGUAAAUGUGUUUAUUGUUGCAUUGUGAUAACAUUUAUCAUAAUAAUCUUAGUUUUUUCUAAAACUCAAAUGAGUGAAAAUAUGUUUAAUAUAUUCAUUUUUAUAACCCUUUAUAAAUUAUGUAUUUAA
This is a messenger RNA of Macrosteles quadrilineatus (aster leafhopper), 4031 nucleotides long. RefSeq lists its product as uncharacterized. The record is from RefSeq and is a predicted model, not a curated record. The transcript is spliced from 4 exons. The coding region runs from base 300 to 3656 and encodes 1118 amino acids. NCBI's taxonomy places the organism in Eukaryota, Metazoa, Arthropoda, Insecta, Hemiptera, Cicadellidae.